ACUUCAAGCGGUAACGGUUCGAAAAUUUUGGCUGGCAAGCGGUUUUGAAAAGAAAAAAAGAAUAAUAUUUAAAAGUAUUUAUUAUUAAAAACUUCUAACGAGAUAUAAACGUUUGUUAUUGCAUGCCACACGUUGCAUGCUAAAUUAACAACAGCAUGAACAAACGACGGCCUAAAAAGAAAAAGUUGCAAGAAUACAUACAAAUUCAACUACAACACUUUGCACGUAUCGUCAUAAAAUAUCUCAUUGUAUAAAUAGAAAUAUUUAUAAAUUUAUCACAAUAAUUACUAAAACAAUUCGAUUGGAGCCGUAGGAGUAGAGCAUAAAGAGAACAGGAAUACAACAUGGCUACCGGUAUUGAACUGUUAGUGGCAUCAGCCUUGUGUCUAUUGUGUCCCAAUGAAACGAUACAAUAUCCAGCUGGACUUUUACAUCUUGAUGCAAAUGGAGAGUUAACAACACGCGUAGAGCUGAAACCUUUAGAAGAGAAAUCAGAUGUAGCAUUGGAUGAUGUACCCAUUGAAACAUUGGAGACCAUAGCUCUAAAAGCACAAAAGUUAACAAAAUUAAAAGAAUGGAUUAAUGGACGUCAUUUGCGUAUAGCCACAUUGGAGGAUUAUCCUUUAAGCUAUACCAGACGCUAUGAUAAUGGUACAGUUGUGGGUUUGGGUGUAGCAUUCGAAUUGAUUGAUUUCCUAAAGGAAAAAUUCAACUUUACUUAUGAGGUUCUGGUGCCGGAAGAAAAUAUUAUUGGUUCAAAAACGGAUUUUGCUAAAAGUUUAAUAAAAAUGUUAAAUACAACGGAAGCUGAUAUUGCCGCUGCCUUCUUACCUUUACUCUCGGAACAGCGCGGCUACGUUUUCUAUUCUACUACAACCUUAGAUGAAGGUGAAUGGAUAAUGGUUAUGCAACGUCCUAAUGAAUCAGCUUCGGGUUCUGGUUUAAUGGCACCUUUCGAUCAUUGGGUGUGGAUUUUAAUUUUUAUUUCUCUGCUCGUUGUCGGUCCAGUUAUUUAUUUCUUGAUAAUAUUGCGCAAUAAAUUGACAGGAGAUACGGAACAGAAGCCCUAUUCGUUGGGUCAUUGUGCUUGGUUUGUUUAUGGUGCUCUUAUGAAACAGGGCAGUAUUUUGUCUCCAGUUGCAGAUUCAACACGUUUAUUAUUUGCAACCUGGUGGAUCAUCACAAUAUUGACCUCAUUUUAUACGGCAAAUUUAACAGCUUUUCUCACGCUAUCAAAGUUUACAUUGCCCUUUAAUACGGUCAACGAUAUAUUGAUGAAAAAUAAACAUUUCGUUUCACAUCGUGGUAGUGGUGUUGAGUAUGCUAUAACAACGACCAAUGAAAGUUUAUCGAUGCUUAGUCGUAUGGCUCAGCAAAAUUAUGCCGUCUUUACCGAUUACACUAAUGACACCUUGAAUUUGCACAACUAUGUCGAGAAGAAUGGUUAUGUAUUUGUGCGCGAUCGACCGGCAUAACGCACUCUCUAUUUGGAUUAUCGUUAUCGUAAAACUAUUAGUUUGACCAAUGAGAAGAUUCAUUGUCCAUUUGCCAAGGCCAAGGAGCCGUUUUUGAAAAAGAAACGUUCGUUUGCAUAUCCGAUCGGUAGCAAUUUGAGUGAUUUGUUUGAUCGAGAAUUACUCAGUCUCGUGGAAUCGGGCAUUAUAAAACAUCUUUCAGCUAAAGAUUUACCCAAUGCCGAAAUUUGUCCUCAAGAUUUGGGUGGCACUGAGAGACAAUUGCGUAAUGGUGAUCUUAUGAUGACCUAUUAUAUUAUGUUUGCUGGUUUUGCUACAGCUAUUGUUGUCUUUAGUACAGAACUUAUCUUUCGCUAUAUCAACAGUCGUCAUGAUUCACACAAUCAAUGGGCCACCCAUGGUGUGGGUCGUACACCGAAUGGUCAUCAAAUUAAACCACACAAAUGGUUUUGGCGUAAAAAUAGUUCGGAUAGUGCUAAGAGAUUGCUUAAUGGUUCGCAACCGAGUAAUAUUACCCCACCGCCACCUUAUCAAAGUAUUUUCAGUAGUAAGGGUCGUCAAGAUGUUAAGAAUAUGAAGCGUUGGCAUCAGGCGGCUAAUUUUGGUGCUAAUGGUAAUGGUGGCGGUUUUGGUGCAUUGAGACCGGCAAUAGCUGAUUCACAAUAUGGUGGCAUGGGUAUAACAUCAACAGGUCUAAGGAAAUUUAUAAAUGGUCGAGAAUAUAUGGUCUAUCGUACGCCCGAUGGUCAAAGUCAAUUGGUACCGGUUAGAGUGCCUUCAGCAGCUCUAUUUCAAUAUACUUACACUGAGUGAGCUAUUUUUUUUUGACAUGGAUUUGAAAAUUUUAAUUAUUUCAUUUUCAUUAUGUGUAUGUGUUUUAGAUUUUAGUGAAAAUAUUUUAUUAU
Molecule: messenger RNA, 2380 nt
Organism: Lucilia cuprina (Australian sheep blowfly)
Lineage: Eukaryota; Metazoa; Arthropoda; Insecta; Diptera; Calliphoridae
Gene: Ir76b
Product: glutamate receptor ionotropic, kainate 2
Cellular component (GO): membrane
Molecular function (GO): ligand-gated monoatomic ion channel activity
Source: RefSeq, a predicted model, not a curated record